Messenger RNA from Nelumbo nucifera (sacred lotus), 4641 nucleotides. The record is from RefSeq and is a predicted model, not a curated record. NCBI's taxonomy places the organism in Eukaryota, Viridiplantae, Streptophyta, Magnoliopsida, Proteales, Nelumbonaceae.
UUCCCACUAACAUACCCACACAACACUCUCGCCGUGUACUGGGAACAUCUCCCAGUAGUGUACUGUGGGGAGGGAUGUGAGAACAGCCUGUGGAAAUCCAAGCUUAAACAGGUCUCCAUGAGGACGGGGAAAGCCGCAAUCAUAGGCCAUUCUCGGAGGGAUCCAUUUCUGUACAGAAGACCCAGCUUUCUUCAAUUUCAGAAACCGGAUUCCAGGAAACCCAUCUUAGAGUGCAGCUCAAAUGGUGCCGAGAACUGCAUUUUCUUCCUUCUCUUCUUCGUUAUGUUGUAGGCAAGCUUCUGCUCAUACGGGUACUCUCUGUCUCUGUUGUCGUUCUCUUUCUUCUUUCUCUAAUUACACGUCUGGGCUCCAUCUACCAGACUCUAAAACUGUGGAAUGUUCUUCCAACUCUGAUAUUCCCCACGAGGGUACCCAGUCCCAGUUGGAAAUUAUGGUUGCGGAUUUAUACCGAACAAGAAAAAUGAGUUCUGACGAUGCAUUAAGCUUCUUCAAUCGAAUGAUUGAUUUGAAGCCAACUCCUUCAGUUUAUUCGUUUAGUCUUCUGUUACGGGCAAUUUACAGAAGCAAGCACUACAAAACUGUGAUUUCCCUAUAUAAAAGGAUGGGUGCUAUUGGAAUCUCACCCGAUAGACAUAUGCUGACGAUUCUGCUUCACUGCUAUUGCUAUCUGAAUUGGGUGGGUUUUGGUUUUUCUGUUUUGGGCAGUAUAUUAAAACGGGCUUAUUAUCCAGACACUUUAAUUUUCACUUCUUUGAUGAAGGGUCUCUGCAUGGAGGAUAGGAUUGCUGAGGCAACUAAUCUGCUUGAGGUGAUGGUCAAGUUGGGUUAUCCACCUGACGUGAUAACGUAUGGCUUUCUAAUUAAUGGGCUUUGCAGAGCAGGAAAGACUUCAGCAGCUUUUAGCCUGCUCAGGGAAAUGGAGAAACGGGGUUGCAGGCCUAACGUGGUUGCAUACAACAUGGUUAUCGACGGUCUUUGCAAAGAGGGAUCUAUGGAUGAGGUGCUAAAACUGCUCGAAGAAAUGAUCCAAAAGAACAUUUCCCCUGACGUUACCACUUACAGUUCUUUGAUUCACGGGUUCUGCAUUUCAAAUCAAUGGAAAGAAGCUAUUAGAUUUUUCUAUGAAAUGAUGGAUCGAGGAAUUCCACCCAAUGUGAUUACAUACAAUAUAUUGAUGUGUGCACUCUGCAAAGAAAGGAAAGUCAAAGAAGCACAUGGACUAUUAUUUGUGAUUAUCCGAAGAGGGGAAGAGCCCAACAUAGAUUCUUAUAAUACGUUGAUGGAAGGAUAUUGCUCGAUAGGUAAGGUGGAUGUUGCAGAAAAGCUCUUUCAUUUCAGGGUGACUAAGGGUCUUGAGGUGGAUGUUUUCAGCUACAAUGCAUUGAUAAAUGGAUAUUGCAGAAGUAGGAGGAUGGAUGAGGCUGUGAAUCUGUUUGAGGAAAUGCAUCACAAAGGAUUGAAACCUAGUCCUGCUAACUAUACUACUCUUAUGCAUGGAUUAUGCCAAGUAGGGAAAGUUGAGGCUGCCCAGGCUCUUUUCAAUGAGAUGAAAGACAAGGGAAUUUCUCCAGAUGUGAUCACAUAUAAUUGCAUAAUCAACGGCCUUUGUGAUUUGGGUUUGCUGAAGGAAGCCACAGAGUAUAUGAAUGAUAUGGUGGAUAGAAGAAUUUCACCAAAUGCCAUUACUUACAGUUCUGUGAUCCAUGGAUACUGUAACUUGGGACAGUGGCAAGAAGCGAGUAGAUUGUUUGGUCAAAUGAUGGAUCAAAGAAUUCAACCUGAUAUUGUAAUAUUUAACAUACUGAUGAAUGCUCUCUGCAAGUAUGGGAAAACAAAAGAUGCACGGAGAUUUUUAGAUAUGAUGAUCCAAAGAGGGAAUCAGCCAGAUAUAAUUACUUAUAAUACAUUGUUAAGCGGAUAUUGUUUGGCAGGGCAAAUGGAUGAUGCUCUAAAGCUUUUUGAUUCGAUGGAAGCUAAAGGUCUUUAUGAUUCUAUUAGCUACACUGUACUGAUAAAUGGGAAUUUCAAGAGUGGUAAAAUAGAUGAGGCUAUAAGGAUCUUUGAGAAAAUGUCUUAUAAGGGAUUAAAGCCAACAAUUGAUACCUAUAAUACACUACUUGGUGGACUAUGCCAAUUUAGGAAAGUUGAGGCUGCACAGAAUCUCUUCACUGAGAUGGUGGAACAGGGGAUAUCUCCAAAUGUUGUUACUUACAAUUCUAUAAUUUAUGGACUUUACAAUUCAGGGAUGUUGGAAGAAGCCACAAGGGUUUUUGAUGAGAUGGUCCAUGGAGGAAUUACACCAAAUGUGAUCACAUACAAUCAUUUAAUCCAGGGCUUUUGUAAUUCAGGGCAGUUGAAAGAAAUGAUCAGAUGUUUCUACGAAAUGAUGGAGCGGAGAAUUUCUCCUAAUAUCAUGACAUUCAACAUACUAAUAGAUGCAUCUUGUAAAGAAGGGAAGAUUAGAGAAGCACAUGCACUGUUUGUUCAGAUGAUUCAUAGAGGUGAGGAACCCAAUAGAACAUCAUAUGAAAUAUUGAUUGGUGGAUAUACUUCAAUAGGCCAAGUGGAUGAUGCAUUGAAAUUAUUUCACUAUAUGCUGGCUGACGGGCUUAUACCAGAUGAUCUCACCUGCAACAUGUUAAUUAAUGGCCACUGCAAAACUAAGAGAAUAGAUGAGGCCUUAAGGUUCAUUCAGGAAAUGCAUAACAAGGGAUUGAAACCAACAAUUAGUUCCUAUAAUACACUACUAAAUGGACUGUGGGAAAGUGGUCAAGUUGAAGCUGCAAAAACGCUCUUCAAUGAUAUGGCACCUGAUGUUGUUACAUUUAACACAAUGAUCAAUGGCCUCUGCAAGGGAGGGUUUUUGCAAGAGGCAACUGAGUUAUUCUCACAAAUGGAAGAAAAGGGUUACUUGCCUAACACAGUGACAUUUAAUACAAUUAUCCAUGGCUUUUGUCUAAAGAAUGAGAUGCACAGUGCAAUGAAGUUUCUCCAUAAAAUGGCAGAGAGAAAUGUGCCACCAGAUACCUGUACACUCUCCAUCAUUGUUGACUUACUUUCAAAAGUUCAGUAUCAAGAAAUUAUGGAAUCACUUCCUAAAACAUUUUUACCUGAGGACGAGCAAGAAGGUGAUAUAAUGAACAUUUCAUCAUUAAUACCAUCCAUUAAGGGACAUCUAACAUCUGGUGAUUUGGGUAAAUUAUAUAACAAAUUAAAAAAAUUCAUUGAGUGAAGAUCAGAUGGUUGAACUGUUGGAAUGACCAAACUCCAUUUCUAUGGUUCAGGUUAAUCUGCAGGCUUUAAAUUGGAACACAUGAAACAAUUUGUGGGUGAGGUUAAGACUUCACAGAGUACACAAUGAAGUUCUUGGAAAAAUGAUGUCUUCUCCCAAGUGAAAGGACCAGAAAAGAAGGGAAGACUCUGUUGUAUGGGAAAAUAUCCAACUUCUUCCAAAACAUUUGAUUCUCCAUCUUCUUAGUCAAUGGAUCAUGAUGAAGAAGUUCAACAAGUAAAGCUACAUGUUGCAGGGCUAAUAGAUGAAGUUAACGGGCUACAGGGAAUGGUUGUAAGCCUUGUGUCAGUAAUUGAAAGGAAGUGCCUGUAAGCAAGUUGUGAACAUAUUAGGGGCAGUUAACUGCUUCAUCAAUCUUGAGGUUAGCUGACUAAAUACAAGUUGCUAAUGUUCUUGAUGUUGGCAGUGCCACAAGUCAAUACCCACAUGGACAUAGACCCUCUUCAAUUUCUAGUCAUCAUAUUAAUAAUCAAAAUUCCUCUUAUGCUUCACCUUCUCAUACAAUUAUUAGCUUGAACCAUGGUGGUGGAGGAGGCAACUGAAGCAAUAUUUCUUUUUUGCUUUUGGCAAUUCCAGUGCUGGCAGUGUUGGUGUUGGUCGGUGAUCUUAAACCAGAUAUUUCUUUGAAGAAAUGCAACUUUUCAUUCAAAAAAGGGGAAGGAAAAUAAAUGGAUAACCGGCCCUAUGUAUAGUUGAUUCAACACAAAAAUGUUAGAAUGAUGAAAAAGCUCAAUGAAGAAAUUGAUGCAAAGGGUAGAAAAAUCAUGGUGAUUGGCUAGAUGAGGUAAAGUGGAAUGAAGUGAUUGGAAUCAAAGAAAAGAUAGAGCAGAUGCAAAGGGUAGAAAAAUCAACCAGAUUAGUGGCACUAGUUGUCCUUGUAUUUGUGGUUAUGUCAUUACUCAUGACGCCAACAUAAAAGUGUGCCAUUGCUUGUGUCUCAAUAUAGUGGCCGAGUAGAUGUUGGAGUUUGACUUGAUGAUUGUGGUUAGAUGAUUCUUGGCUCCUGGAUGAAUGGCUAUUCUUUGUGCUUCGAAGAUGCAUUUGGUUGUUGAGUGAUUGUGAAGAGGGAGUAUGAGCUGGCAUUAUGAAUGAAUGGUUGGGUGGAGUAGCAAUUUGGAGGUUAUUUUGAUGUUGGGUUGAAAUUGGAGGUAUUAAUGUAGAUGUAUGGAACUGGAAGUGUAAUUUUCUUUUGAAAUUUGAACCUCUCAUUUUGAAUCCCCUUUAGUGCUGGAAAUUAAAUGCCAUUAACCCGUAUAAACCGCCAUGAGGCCCCUCUGUGAGGUGUUCCUCUGCUGUAAAUACCAGUUGAACUUGGCCUUUAUGUGAUC